GCAAGUGAGACGAAAACAGAGGGCAUGGAGACCAGACUGAGAGCCAGUGAGAGGACAGUGGAGGAGCAGAGAGCUGUUAUUAAGGAGCUGAAGGAGAAACAGGAGGAGCAAGCAGCAGCUGUGAGAGCUGUAGGAGGCAGUGUGAACCUCACGGGGAGCCAGGUGCAGGAGCUGAGAUGGGAGAUAGAAGAGAGGAAGGUGUCUUUCUCUGCCUCACUGGUAGCAUCUGGAGAUGUAAAUACAGGACCCUAUAACGCAGCAGCUCCCCUGGUCUACAAACACAUCUUCAUCAACAUUGGGAAUGCUUACAACCCAAAUACAGGGGUCUUCACAGCUCCAGUCAGAGGGGUCUACCACUUUAAUGUCUUUGUGUUUGGGAAUGGCCAUGGAUCAAGAGCUUCCGGAGUCUCUCUCCAUAAAAAUGGCGAACAUAUUGUCCUUGCCUACACUGACCAGAACACCAUUCACAUGGCAGCCUCCAAUGGGGCUUCUCUUCUGUUGGAGGUGGGGGAUGUGGUCAACCUGAAGCUGUGGCCCAAUGCAUGGGUGAGAGACACUUAUAACCACCACACCACCUUCUCUGGCCACCUGCUCUUCCCCAUGUGAGGGAAGCACUAUACUGAUGUAGAAGUUAUGUUGGGUGUGGAGUGACGCUAGCAGUGAGAAACACAGACAGAAUGGAACACACUCCUCUCCUGGUUUCCUACAUGGUCACUGGGUGGGUCUGGGAAAGACUUUUAGUGUGACAUGAAGUCAGAGUUAGUUCUCUUUGGUUACUGAAUCUGUGCUUACUGUCUGCUCUUAGUUAAACUCUUGUUUUGGUUGGUUAAUUAGAUUACAGGAUUGAAUGGUCUGUACGUAUUCUGCGGAAUCAGGUAUUUUGAAUUGUUAUCUUCUGAUUGUUUUCCUGGAUGUUAAAGGACUUUUAUACACUGGUAUGAUGUGAACAUGCAUUUGCAGGCACUAGUUAUGAAACUUUCCUCCAAAGGUAAAGGUAAUUCUCCUUGAAUGCUUAUUGUUUGAUGACAUGUUAAUAUACCUUUACCUACUGUUAGUAUGUCAGUGUGGAACUGAAAACAUUAGUAAUGAAAUGUGCUUUGUCAGGCUGUCUUUGUAAAUCCAUCUAUUACAAAAUAAAAUACUUCUUCAAA
Clupea harengus (Atlantic herring) is the source of this 1151-nucleotide messenger RNA. RefSeq names its product complement C1q-like protein 2. The coding region runs from base 25 to 606 and encodes 193 amino acids. NCBI's taxonomy places the organism in Eukaryota, Metazoa, Chordata, Actinopteri, Clupeiformes, Clupeidae. The record is from RefSeq and is a predicted model, not a curated record. The transcript is spliced from 2 exons.